Ananas comosus (pineapple) is the source of this 1504-nucleotide messenger RNA. Its product is annotated as probable beta-1,3-galactosyltransferase 12. Gene Ontology annotation, molecular function: hexosyltransferase activity. Gene Ontology annotation, cellular component: Golgi membrane. The transcript is spliced from 7 exons. The record is from RefSeq and is a predicted model, not a curated record. Lineage: Eukaryota; Viridiplantae; Streptophyta; Magnoliopsida; Poales; Bromeliaceae. The coding region runs from base 133 to 1227 and encodes 364 amino acids.
CCCCUCUGCUAAAAGUGAGUCGUUCCCCAAAAUUUCCUCCGAAAAUAUCCCUCCCCCCUCUAAUGGCUCCCGAGAUCCGGCGCCUAUAAAUAACCCCCUCUUCAACCGCCCCCCACACUCCCAACCCGUCCAAUGCCGCCGCAUCCCACCCCCCUCCCCCUCUCCUCCUCCGCCUCCUACUCCAAAGACGACAAGUCCAAGCGCCCCAAACCCUACCCCUCCUCCUUCGCGGCGCGGCGCCUCCCCCUCUCCCUCCCCCUCCUCCUCCUCCUCUCCGCCGCGUGCCUCCUCGUCGGCGCAGCGGCGAUCGCCCUCUCCGCCGCAGCCCUCCGCCGCCCCCCGCGCACCGUCACCGUCUUCCGCUGCGGCCGCGCCGAGGACGCGCUCCGAACGUUCCGCUCCGCGGCCGGCGACGCCGCCGCGGCGCGGCCCAAGGUGCUCGGGUUCGUCGGCGUCCAAACGGGGUUCGGAUCGGCCGAUCGCCGGAACGCUCUCCGGAGCACGUGGUUCCCGCCUAAUCCCGAUGGAUUGGUUAGCUUAGAACAUGCGACUGGUUUAGCCUUUAGAUUUGUGAUUGGGCGGACAAAGCACCGCAAAAAAAUGGCCGAACUCCAGAAAGAAGUGGAUAUGUACCAUGAUUUCAUGUUCACAGAUGUCGAAGAAGAGUACUUAAAGCUCCCUCAAAAGACGUUAGCAUUUUUCAAAGCAGCUUUCGACCUUUUUGAUGCAGAGUACUAUGUCAAAGCCGAUGAUGACAUUUACCUACGGCCAGACAGACUUGCUACUCUUCUUGCCAAGGAUCGAUCCCAUCGUAUGACCUACAUUGGUUGCAUGAAGAAAGGCCCAGUCAUAACUGAUCCAAAGAUGAAAUGGUAUGAAAGUUCAGGUCAGUUGAUCGGUAACGAAUACUUCCUACACGCGUAUGGUCCAAUAUAUGCUCUUUCUGCUGAUGUGGUAGCUGCUCUAGCCAUUGCAAGAAAUGAUAGUCUAAGAAUGUUUAACAAUGAGGAUGUUACCAUUGGCUCGUGGAUGCUAGCUAUGAAUGUCUAUCAUGAAGAUAACCGGGCCAUAUGUGAUCCAACAUGCACACCAACAUCUAUUGCUGUUUGGGACAUUCCAAAAUGUUCAGGUUUGUGCAACCCAGUCGAGAAAAUGAAGGAGCUUCACAAUAACACCAUGUGCUCAAAGAGUCCAACAUUACCACCUGAAGAAGAAGCAGACGAGUAAUGUUAUAUCCAGAUUUGUUAUUCAGCCAGUAUAUUUUGUCGUGGAAUGCAGCAUUCUCGCUUUUUUGGGGAGCCAUAUCUGGGUUUGCAUCCUCUUCACACUCAUGUAACCAUUUCUUGUGAUUUGUUAAACAUUGUAAACUGUGUUGUGUUUUGAUCUAAAGAUUGUGUAUCAUUUUGUAGAUGGAGAGACAAUGUUCGGCAAAAAAUUGAGGACACAUGUAACAUAGUGUAAUUCGAAACAAUCCAAACUUUUUGUUAUACCUAUAUUGGUGUUA